This is a messenger RNA of Acanthoscelides obtectus, 3073 nucleotides long. The record is from the annotation of a GenBank genome assembly. Lineage: Eukaryota; Metazoa; Arthropoda; Insecta; Coleoptera; Chrysomelidae.
AACUGUCACUGUCAAUCAGUAUCGCUCAAUUCACGUGAGACUUAGGAUGUUGCAAGUAACAACAAAAUUCUUAAUUUAUCGUUAUUAGUUGAAAAUGUCCACAGUAAUGUGGCCGUGUCCGUGUUUACGAUUUAAACUCUCUCCUGAAGAGCUUGAACAGCGUUACAAGAGUCAUGAGAUAGACAAGAUGCUCGAAAAAGAUAGGCAGACUAUGAAGAGACAAGUAAAGUUGUUACUCUUAGGAUCUGGGGAAAGCGGUAAAUCCACUUUUCUGAAGCAAAUGAGAAUCAUACAUGGGGUGCGUUUCGAACAACGACUCGUAGAGGAAUAUCAACAGAUAAUCUACCAGAACUUGGUGAAGGGCAUGCGAGUUCUGGUGGAUGCCAGAAAUAAGUUGGAUAUACCGUGGAGUGAACCAGCUAAUGUGGAGUUGGGAAAGCGAUUGCUCCAAGCGGAAAACAAUACGUACCUGGACUCACGAACGUUUGGACAGUUCGCGCCUCUUCUUGCCAGAUUGUGGCGGGAUCCAGCUAUCGUCAGAGCAUACGAAAGGCGGAGAGAGUUCCAGUUGAGCGAUUCAGUAGAGUAUUUCCUCAACAACCUUGACAGGAUAUCAAGGCCGGAUUAUGUACCAAACAACAAGGACAUCCUUCACUGCCGCAAGGCAACAAAAGGCAUUACAGAGUUCGUGAUACCCAUCAACAACAUCCCAUUUUUGUUUGUAGAUGUAGGCGGGCAGAGAUCUCAGAGGCAAAAAUGGUUUAGAUGUUUCGAUUCCGUCACUUCUAUAUUAUUUUUGGUAUCUUCCUCGGAAUUCGAUCAGGUGCUAUUAGAAGAUAGAAAAACAAAUAGGUUAGAAGAAUCAAGAGAUAUAUUUGAUACCAUAGUUAAUAACAUUAUAUUCAGUGGAGUAUCCAUCAUCCUAUUUUUGAAUAAGUACGACCUGUUGGUCAAGAAGGUCGCUAAUCCAGAGACUGAUAUACGCUGGUACUUUCCACAAUUCCGUGGCAACUCCCACUCGAUGCGUGACGUCCAGGACUUCAUCUUGAACAUGUUCACAGAGGUAAAACGGGAUCCCAGGAAACCAUUAUAUCACCAUUUCACCACCGCUGUUGAUACAGAAAACAUCAAGGUGGUAUUUAACUCUGUUAAAGAUACCAUCCUACAUAAAAACCUGGAGAUACUAAUGUUGCAGUAAUAGCUGAGAAUGGUAUCAAGCUUGCAUAAAGUAAUUAUACACUAUCGGCUAAAGUAAUAUCUCAUAUUAUUGGAAGUGAAGUAAGGAUGUGCUCUAAAAGAUGGUUUUUAGUAUGCAUGAUUUGGGUGUGUUCUUAUUGAUAGGCUGUGUUAAACACAAUUAAUGUGUUUUAAGUAAAGACUGAGUAAAAUAGUUAUUAUUAUUCUAUAUCCAUUGAAUUAUAUUAAAAAGUACAAAUUCAUUCAUUUUGAGCACUCAUAUUGAAUGCAUAUAUGUAUGUUGAGAGUCCAGUAUAAUGUUGGCAGAAAGGCUAUCUAUAAUCCGUUAAUAAACACUACCAUGUAAAAACUUAUAAAAGGCCCAAUCGGAUUUCAAGACGUAAGUCUUGAAAUCUGUAAAGAUUGGAUUAUUUUGAAAAACUCAACUGGUAGUAGAGGUAACAUUUUUCAAUCUUAGUUGAUGUGGAGUUCUAAUUCACUUGAUCUUAACCGUAUGUUAUCUAUUUUAUAUUUAUCAAAUUCUGACUUGUAACUAAAUCGUGAACAAUAUUACAUUACAUUACAUUAAUAUGAGUGCUAAAACGAAUGUCUGAUUGAUAACUGAAGACAUUGCGAACCAAAGAAUUUAACAUUUUUCUGAAUACAUCUUUUACAAAAUUACAGAAUAGAACAUGAAUCUUUGAUUAUUUCUCCAAGAUUGUUUAACCAAAUGAUAUUUUUAGAAUUGAUCUGACCGAAUAAGUAAUGGAACUAUCGGUUUGAAUAAUAGAAUUAUAACACCAAUCAUUAUUAAAGAUAUUCCCAUUUAUUUAUUUUAUUACUAAAUAUUUUUUGAAAAAGAGCAAUUUUGAAACUAAACCAUCCAUCAUGAUCGUUUCAAAUUUUGUUUUGUGAUUACACUGAAACUGACUAGACUGCCAUAAAAUAAAAAUCUGACAUCAUGGCCUUAUUGCCAGUGAGGUCUUAUGUAGCACUUUAUAGCCGUUUUAUACAAAUAAAUUUCUUCACCGUAACAGGUAGCAAGAGUAUAUGGUCAAAUUUAUUCAAGUCAAGUAACUUUCUAUGAUACCAACCUCGGGGAAAACAAUACCAAAACAUAAUCUAAUCGUCACCAUCAUAUGAAAAGUCCAAAAAAGUAAAUUUUACAGGAGACAAUAAAAACUGUUUUAAACGGUAAUAUUAUUGUUUAACGAUGGUAUUCUUUAAGAUGUUGCAUUAUAAGUUUUAAUCAAACCUAUUAUACAUAAAAAAGAAAACAAUUUUUGACGUUUUGUGACGAAAAUGGACUUGCGCAAAUUUCCCUCGUUAAAUCAACUCGUCGGAUGGAAUUGGGCAAUUUUCAUUUUUUGGUUGUUCAGUAUUAAAUUUAUCUACAGGGUGUUUCAGAACUAAGGGAUCAAACUUCUAGGGGUUAUUCAGUGUAGCAGAAGAAAGCAUUUGAGUAUGGGGACCCAUAUCCGGAAAAGUGUCACUACGGCCCUAAGACGCGUUAAAAUUUAGAACGACGAUGAAUUGCCUAAAUAGGAUUUAACACGUUCACUGCUAACAAAAUUCGAAAGUCGACCCUAGAGGCUGAGAAGGUUUUUUGGAAAAUAAUAAAACUUUAGGCUAAUACUGGCAUGAAAGCAACAUAUAUUACCAAAAAAACAUAACAGCGACGUCAAAAGGGCAAUGACGCCUUUUGGCGUCGUCAGCCUCUAGUUAUAAAAAGUUUGUUAGGGGCUAAUGACGCCAAAAGGCGUUAUGCCAGUUUUUAGUGUAAGAAAACAUGAUUUAUAUUAUACUAUUUAUUCUAAUUCAACACAAAUAAUUUUAAUCAUUUUAUAAAAUACAGAAAAACGAAAACCAAACUAAUUCUAACAAUACUAGAACAACA